This is a messenger RNA of Haemonchus placei, 573 nucleotides long. NCBI's taxonomy places the organism in Eukaryota, Metazoa, Nematoda, Chromadorea, Rhabditida, Trichostrongylidae. The record is from the annotation of a GenBank genome assembly.
GCCAAAUCGAGGCGAUCAUGGAAGACGAUCACCACAGAACCAGUCAAAGGAGAUUCCUACGCCAUAAAAGGUCUAAAUCCCGGAUCAGAGUACAUUGUUCGAGUAACCGCUGUGAAUUCCGAAAGCCAGGGAGUGCCAUCCGAGGAAAGUGAAGCCGUUAAGUACGAGGAUGUCAGAGAAAGACCAUCGUUUGUGAGUGUGCCGAAUGAUACGACGGUAAUCAAAGGUUCCAAAAUAAAGCUUACAGCGGAGUUCACGGGAAUUCCUACACCAGAAGUGCGUUGGAUGAAAAAUAGGAAGGAGAUGUUUUCUGGUGCCCGACAAUGGACUGAAAUUUCUGAUGGUGUAUCGUCGCUAUCAAUAACAGAGAUACGAGAGGAAGACGAGGGAGACUAUACUAUUGAGCUACGAAAUGCUGUUGGCACAUGCGAGCAUAGGUUCAAAUUGAAUAUGGAUGUUCAACCAGAAAUUAUCCGUCCUGAUCGUUACACCUCAACACUUGUCUACGAUGAAGGUGACACCGUGAAAUUGCGUCUGUCAUUCACAGAUAUUUUAUUGUGGACUGUGCUUUGA